UAAUCUCAACCCUGCAGUAUUUAUUUCUGUCUUAGAAAUGGCAAGAGAAAGCUUGGCCGGAGAGAAUGGAAUCAUUCGACUAUUUGUGAGCUUCUUGAACGAUCUCUACUGAUCGUGUGCAACAGUUCAAGGGAGUGAAAUGUUUUAAUUUUUGGAAGUUAUUAUCUUACCAGUACACUUGUUUUAUGGCAUCUUGCUCAUUUUACGCACUGGUCUUUAAAUAGUGCACACUUCAGCUUUCGUAUCUAAGGAGGGGGGAAUAGUAUUUGAUGAGACUUUGUGGAAAAUUCCACCAAAGUUAUUUGUGAUGAGGACGAGUGAUAUUUUUUAACAUUUCAUGGCAAUUUUGGACGAUGUAACGCAUCGUAAAUAAUCAGCAGAAUAUAUGGAUGCACAAAUUAUACAAUGUACUAGUACAACAGUCUUGAUUCAUUUUGUCAUGAUGGUUUUGUAGUGUUUACUGGUACUGUAAAAUACAAUGACUAAUAUAUCAUUUUUGUCAUGUUGUUCUGCCUUGUUUUAAACAUGUAAAUCACAGGACUGCCUAAAACAGGUCAAUAUUGACGUGAGUUGUAUAUAACAGGGUUAAUUUGAAACAAAAGUGAAGGAAAGACUGAGUUAAAUCUCAAUGAAAGAAUCCAAAAUAUUUUGGUUGGAACAAAAGCUUCAGUCUGCCGACCAUGAGCCUCCGAUCAUGAGACUUCCUUUUUUUAUUAUUGCGCAAAAAGAACAUAGUACACAGUGGUGCCGUGCUCAAGCAUGAAGCUUAUGUUAGCGACACCACGGACAAAACUACAGCCAAAAACGUAAAAACGGGUACGGUUCUCUGAACAAAGACUUGUUUUGAACAAGGAUAUUGGCCACAAUACAGCCUCAGGUAACGUGACGCGCAGGACCUGUCAGUCAAGACGCUAACAGGUCAAAGGUGUGUCCAAUGGCUGUUAAGCAGCUACGUCACCGCCAACGAACCUGAUCACAAACGCCCAGUGUUAGUGGCACACGGCGAUACAUGGCCAAUCUGACACUUCCACGUUAUAUCUCCGGUGUGCUCGCCUGUAUCGUUUGUGUCUUUAUAUUCAUGACCAUGGACGUCGGUUUAACCGCCGGGAUUGUUGUUCUUGUUCUGAUAGUCCUUGGUAUUUUAUCUGUAGCUGCAUAUUACUUCUUGUUCCGUCACUAUUGCAACAGAAAGCCUGAAAAUGCAAGUCUUCUCGAAGCAGGAACUCAGCCACGGGAGGAACUGUGCGUAGUGGCCGCUGACCAGCACACACUGUCCACCAUCGCGGAGGAGGUCCGAGAGGCAACCGCAGGCAUACCGCAGGCAUACCCGGUUAGAGAACACCGUGUGAGCAACAGAAGGGACGUGGCUGACUUGCCUCUCUACCGCCGCUCCGUCUGCUGCGUUCGCAACGCAGAAAGGAACAUCUCCUUCAACAAGCAUGGAGAACCAGAACCGGACGCAGACCUGGGAUUUCGCGCCUUUCACAAGAUGGAAGAGUCUACAGGUCGUAGUGGAGUGAUACUCGUUCUUUUCGAUCACGGCCAAAGCCAGGGCAUUUCCGACCUGUACAGUAUGGAAGGCAUCAAUCCGUCACAGCGGCUACUCGACGCGGCUAAAGGCCCGCCUUGCCGUUUCCUAACUGUUUCUAGAAAACUUAAUAUAGAACAAAAAGGAUUUAUCAGUAGGUGGGCCAAACCCUGAAAAUGUUAUAACUAACGUAAGGUUUUUUAGUUUCUUCACGGAACAGAGCAAACUAAACUAGUAGCUGAUUUCAAUCGGGAAUCAUGAUAGGCAUUUUCGAAUCAAGUUGUUAAUAUUUCUGAGUGUACUACUUGUUUAUGAUGAUUAUGAUGCAAAAGCACGUAGCUUAGAAUGUAAAUUAUCAUAGACACUAAGUUUCAUAUAUCUGAAUUGAAUGCUUGCUUGAUUCUUUGUCAAUACGUAACGUUUUCGCGUAAAACGAUCGUAUGUCUGGAGCAAUAUACAGUGUGUAUAAGCUUACCGAAAGUGAAAGUUCAUGAUGAG
This is a messenger RNA of Branchiostoma floridae (Florida lancelet), 2026 nucleotides long. RefSeq lists its product as uncharacterized. The record is from RefSeq and is a predicted model, not a curated record. The transcript has 3 exons. Bases 1010 to 1702 code for a protein of 230 amino acids. NCBI's taxonomy places the organism in Eukaryota, Metazoa, Chordata, Leptocardii, Amphioxiformes, Branchiostomatidae.